Molecule: messenger RNA, 993 nt
Organism: Rhododendron vialii
Lineage: Eukaryota; Viridiplantae; Streptophyta; Magnoliopsida; Ericales; Ericaceae
Product: probable xyloglucan endotransglucosylase/hydrolase protein 23
Exons: 3
Coding region: 1-879 (292 amino acids)
Biological process (GO): cell wall biogenesis; xyloglucan metabolic process
Cellular component (GO): cell wall; apoplast
Molecular function (GO): xyloglucan:xyloglucosyl transferase activity; hydrolase activity, hydrolyzing O-glycosyl compounds
Source: RefSeq, a predicted model, not a curated record
AUGGCUGCUUCCCUUUCAUAUUCCACAGCUGCCUUGUGUUUGUCAAUCCUUGUGCUACUUGCUUCUUCACUGGUUCCUUCAGCUGCUAGCUUCAACCAAGACUUCGACGUCACUUGGGGCGACAGUCGAGCCAAGAUACUCAACAACGGCGACCUUCUUACUCUCUCUCUUGACAAAACAUCCGGUUCGGGGUUUCAAUCAAAGAACGAAUAUUUAUUUGGGAAGAUUGAUAUGCGGCUCAAGCUCGUCCCUGGAAACUCUGCUGGCACAGUUACGGCAUACUACUUAUCAUCACAAGGAUCAACCCACGAUGAGAUAGACUUUGAAUUCUUGGGGAACUUGAGUGGCGAUCCUUAUACUCUUCACACGAACGUGUACAGUCAAGGAAAGGGUGACAGGGAACAGCAGUUUCGGCUUUGGUUCGACCCUUCUGCCGAUUUCCACACCUUCUCCAUCCUAUGGAACCCCAAAGGAAUUGUUUUCUCCGUGGAUGGAACCCCGGUUAGAGAGUUCAAGAACAUGGAGUCAAUUGGCGUUCCAUACCCAAAGAACCAGCCGAUGAAGAUAUACUCCAGCAUUUGGAAUGCUGACCAGUGGGCGACUAGAGGGGGACUCGUCAAGACAGACUGGACUCAAGCUCCCUUUACCACUUCAUAUGCGAAUUUCAAAUCCGACGCUUGCAUUUGGUCUUCUGGGGCAUCAUCUUGUGGUAGUUCCUUGGCCUCCGGAGGCAACACAUGGAUGUCGCAAGAGCUGGAUGCCACGGGCAUAGAGCGGAUGAAAUGGGUGCACAACAACCACAUGAUCUACAACUAUUGUACCGAUGCUAAACGAUUUCCCCAAGGAUUCCCCCCAGAAUGCAAAGCCACAGCAUCCUGAAGAUAAAAUCACACAUAUAUCAGUCCCCUCACUCUUGUAAUUAGUGUCCUAGUUAAGGUUUAUAAAAAUAAACAGCCACCAGUUUGCAUUAGAAAGAAGGAAGGAUUUAGUCCA